Messenger RNA from Sus scrofa (pig), 2273 nucleotides. The record is from RefSeq and is a predicted model, not a curated record. NCBI's taxonomy places the organism in Eukaryota, Metazoa, Chordata, Mammalia, Artiodactyla, Suidae.
UUAAUUGAAAAAUAAUUUAAAUAAUAUUAAAAUUAAUUAAGUACAGACAUUAUGUGGGUUUUUCCCAGUUUUUCCACUCAUGUCACUUUCCUGUUGCAGGAUCCAGUUCAAGUUACUACUUGGCAAGAAAUCAUCGUGACUCCUUGGUCUCCUCCUCCAACUUGUGUCUCAUCCUGUCUUCCUCUGGCCUUCAUGACCUCCAAAGUAUAUACAAGUGAGGUUAAAUUCUUGAGGGUUUUGUUUUGUUUUUUUCUUUUGUUACCAUUUGUAAUCAUUUCUUGACCCAAUACUGCAGUAACUUGUUAAUGUAAUACUUAUCAAACGCGAUGUCCUGUUAGAGUGAAAAAUGGAAGGAAAAUUGGGUAUUCAUAUAGAAACUUAUAGACAAAUAGCAAAACCGGAAAACAUUGGGUGUUAUUUGGAUGACAGUUAUGAUACCAAAAGUAAAAUAAAAUGAAAUAACUUCUUUGGUUAUUGCAGUAAAAGCAAACAUUCCAAUACUGCACACAUAGCCUGUAUAUAAUGUCAAACUUAGCCAUUUACUUGCAUUUUAUAUGUACCAACACUUCCAAGUAACUUAUGAGUCCAUUCAACCUAAUGAGUAAUGAAGAAUUAUUAGGAGCAAAAGGACAUUAUAAUACACAAAAUCAUAACACAAAGAUAAUCCUUUCUAAUUCUAUAGCUAAAUACAUUUCAAAGAAUGAGAGGCAGAAUUGAGAUUAAUUGAAAAAUAGACAUGUGAGAUCAUACAAGAAAGUAUAAAUAUUGGACUGUAGUACAAACUUAUGUCAGAAAAACAUGAUCUUGAGGAGAACUCUUAUGCACAUCAAAGAGCUGAGAAUCCCUUAGUUUUGAUAGAUCAUUAUCAGGUCAAAAAAGAAAAUGACUAUUCAUUGCAUUGAUUGGAUUUUUUUUUUUUAAGCAAUGGCCACAUCCUCAUAAUUUCAUGCAAGGACCAAUGUCACUUGAGUUAGUGAGGAGUUUGAGAAGAGGUACGAGUCAGCCAUGAGAAACCGUACAUCAUUAUCUACAUUCAUACUUCUGGGACUGACAGAUGAUCCUCAAAUGCAGCUUCUCAUUUUUCUAUUUCUGUUUGUCUCCUACACGCUGAGUAUAACUGGGAACCUGACCAUCAUUAUACUCACUUUGGUAGAUUCUCGCCUUAAAACUGCCAUGUACUUUUUCCUCAAACACUUCUCCUUUUUAGAAACCUUCUUCACUACGGUCUGCAUCCCCAGGUUCCUAUACAGCUUAUCAACUGGGGACAAAACUAUCUCCUAUAAUGCCUGUAUGGCUCAAUUAUUUUUUGUCUUCCUUUUUGGAGCCACAGAAUUUUUUCUCCUGGCCGCCAUGUCCUAUGACCGCUACGUGGCCAUCUGCAAACCCUUACAUUAUGCGACCAUCAUGAACAGCAGAGUCUGUGGAUGGCUUGUCAGCUGCUGCUGGAUAGCAGGUUGGUUGGUCAUAUUUCCACCACUGUGCCUGGGCUUAAACCUGGAAUUCUGUGACUCUAACAUCAUCGAUCAUUUUGGCUGUGAUGCUUCUCCUUUGCUGAAGAUAUCUUGUUCAGACACAUGGUUCUUAGAACAGAUGGCUGUUGCCCUUGCUGUGCUGACUGACAUCAUGACACUUCUGUGUGUAGUUAUGUCCUAUACCUACAUCAUCAAGACCAUCAUAAAGUUCCCAUCUGCCCAGCAAAAGAUGAAGGCCUUCUCUACCUGCUCUUCUCACUUGAUAGUGGUUUCUAUCACCUUUGGCAGUUGUAUCUUCAUCUAUGUCAAACCUUCAGCAAAGGAUGAAGUCGCAAUUAAUAAGGGUGUGUCCGUGCUCACUACUUCAGUUGCCCCCAUGUUAAACCCAUUUAUUUAUACCCUGAGGAACAAGCAAGUGAAACGAGCUUUCACAGACUUAAUCAAAAGAAUUUCAUUGAUCUCAAAGAAGGAAUGUUGAAAGUAAGCAUAAAAUAUAAAUAUAAAUACAAAAAGAGUAGUUCACCUUAAAGUCAUAAUCUUCAACUCUUUGUUUUUUCUUUUUUAGCCACACUCGAAGCCUAUGGAUGUUACCAGGCCAGGCAUUGUAUCCAAGCUGCAGCUGCAACCUGUGCCACAGCUGCAGCAAUGCCAGAUCCUUAACCUGCUGUGCCACAACAGGUACUCCAUAAUCUUCAAUUCUUAACUAUUGUGCCCUGUUCUACUGUCUGUUCAUAUUAAAUGAUUAUAACACUGUUACUCCUGAAUCUUGUCUCCAAAAUCAUCAUUUCAAUCCAUGUUAAA